Mytilus californianus (California mussel) is the source of this 1840-nucleotide messenger RNA. RefSeq lists its product as uncharacterized. Lineage: Eukaryota; Metazoa; Mollusca; Bivalvia; Mytilida; Mytilidae. The transcript has 2 exons. The record is from RefSeq and is a predicted model, not a curated record. Gene Ontology annotation, molecular function: zinc ion binding. Bases 87 to 1772 code for a protein of 561 amino acids.
GUGACCUUUUUUCUUCCUGGUUAUGAAUAUCUGUGUCUAUUUUUACUACUUAGAAAAAUGUAUUACUAGUGAUUUCAGAUAUCACCAUGGCCACUAAUACAAAUAUUUGUGGUAUAUGUUCACUUCGACAGAUAACGAAAAGAUCAAAUCACUGGUGCCCGGAUUGUGAAGAAGCCAUUUGUGAUGAGUGUAAAGAACAUCAUGAAUUACUGAAAGCCACCCGAACUCACGAACCCAUACCAAUUUCAAACUACAGGUCACUUCCGGCAUUCAUAACUGAUAUACAGCAAUCAUGUGUCUAUCACAAUGAAAAGUAUUUACAAUACUGUGUUGAACACGUGUUACCGAUUUGUUUCAAAUGCAUCACAGACCAUCAGAAAUGCACGGUCAUUCCACUUGAGGACGUCACUAAUAAUGCCAGAACAUCCGAGCAAUUUCAAGAUUUAGAGAUCAGAUUGGAAGACUUAAUGAAAAACAUUGACAGAAUAAAGAAAGACAGAAAGGCUAAUGUGGCUAGUAUUCAAGAAAUGAAGAAAAAACAUGUUGCAGAAAUUAGGCAGAUACGUAUUCAAAUAAACAAACAUUUAGAUAAACUUGAAAAACAAAUUAUUAAAGAUAUCGAAGAUAAGGGAAGUCAGUGUAAGAAGAAUAUUGAGAAGAUUUUGUCAUCGGUCACAGAAAAGGAAACCAGGAUAACUGAAUGUCAGGCCAAUGUCAAAAGCAUCAAACAGUAUGCUUCCGACCUUCAAACAUUUCUUGGAAUGAGAGAAAUUGAGGAGAAGGUUUUUGAAAAUGAGCAAUACCUGCAGUCUUUGAUAGAUGCAAAAAGUUUUGAUCAACUCUACCUAUUCUGUAAUGUAGACACCGGGGUGAAUAGUAUUUUGAACAGUUUGAAGAAUUUUGGAUCAAUUGAAAUAGAGAAGCGGGCUAGCAACAUCGGUUUUAGCAGAAUGAAAGACAAUCAAGCACAGUUACAAGUAGUAACGGCGUCAAAAUCCAUUGAAAAUGUUAAGUUAAUUCUACAGAAGAAAGUUACAACACGUGAGAAUAUUAGAAUAAGAGGUUGCAGUAUGUCAUUAAAUGGCGAUUUUUUCUUCACUGAGCAUGUCUGUCAUAAAAGGCUGAUAGUUAUUUCGUCAGACGGUAAUCUCAAAUAUAACAUGUCUCUUAAACCCAGUCAUGGGUUUGACUUAACAUUUACCGAUGAGACAACUGUCGCUAUUACAUCUGGAUAUUCACAGAACGAAACCGGUAUUAAUAUGAUAGACAUAGAGAACCAAAGUAAAAUAAAAUUCAUCAAACUUCCUAGUUAUCCAUACGGUAUAGCACGUGAUAGCGACUCGUUGUUUGUCUGUGUUCUAGGACAUGGUAUAUAUAAAGUAAAUACUCUGGAUGAUACUACUUCUCUAGUGAUCAGUUGUUACUUACCGCCUUAUUCCUACGUAUCUGUAUUUACCGAUAAUAUAUACUUUACCGACGGUGACAGUGUAGUUUGUUGUGAUCUCAAUGGAACACGUGUUUGGACUUUUAAAGAUGAUUCUAUUUUAAACUGUCCAACAGGCAUCACUGUAGAUAAUGAUGGAAACGUGUACGUUGUUGGAGAACGAUCGAGUAACGUGGUCAUCAUAGCAAACGAUCGAAAACACCACAAGGAAAUCCUGACUACAAAGGAUGGUCUCUGUCAGCCCUCUGCUAUCUUCUUUGAUAAACUGAAAAGGAAACUUCUUGUGGCAAAUAUCAACAACACUGCCUUCCUUUACAGUGUUACGUAAAGACAAUUGAAUAAAUAUAAAUCACGGACAUGACAUAAAAGUUCUGAAUAAAAUGCAAUUUUAUUUUA